UAACAACAAACAGCUGGCAAGGAAACAAGGGGGUUCUAAGGAAGGGACAGUCGAUCGACCAGGAGGGUCGAGGACGAAGGAGGAAAAGCCCAAGCCGGAGAGGGGGAGAGAGAAUGCAGAAAUGCAGCCGGGGGGCGAAGUCGAGGAAAUACAGAUGGUCGAGGGAUGCGAAGAGAGAAAGUUCCGGAUCGGGAAGGAGUUGGAGGAGCCGGUAAGAUCGAGGCUCAUUAAGGUAAUAAGAGAUUUUGCAGAUGUGUUUGCAUACUCGUCAGAGGAGUUGACGGGCAUUAAGGCCGAAAUCAUCGAACACCGCCUGAACAUCGACCUUACUGUAAGGCCGGUGAAGCAAAAGAGGAGGCACCACGGAGCAGAGAUGGAUGGAGUAAUCGAAGCGGAGAUAGAAAAGCUCUUGAUGGCAGGUCACAUAAAGGAGAUCCAGUUUCCAGAGUGGCUAUCAAAUACGGUUAUGGUCUCAAAAUCAGAGGGGAAAUGGCGGAUGUGCAUAGAUUUUCGAGAUUUGAACAAGGCAUGCCCGAAGGAUUUGUAUCCGCUUCCCAGGAUCGACCAGCUGGUCGACUCCACAGCCGGGUGUGAGCUACUCAGUUUAAUGGACGCGUCCCAGGGUUAUCAUCAAAUCCCGCUGGCUCGAGAAGAUUGGAAAAGGGUCAGCUUUGUAACAAGCCGGGGGACGUACUGCUAUGUGGUGAUGCCAUUUGGUCUAAAGAAUGCGGGGGCAACAUACCAGAGGUUGGUGGAUAAAAUUUUUAAGGACCAGCUGGGAAGGAACAUGGAGGUAUAUGUAGAUGACAUGCUGGUAAAGAGCAAAGAGGAGAUCGAUCAUGUGAACGACUUGAAAGAGACAUUCAUGACCCUCCGAAGGUAUGGGAUGAAGCUAAAUCCUGCUAAAUGCUCAUUCGGGGUCAAAUCGGGGAAGUUUUUGGGCUAUAUGGUCACAAAGAGAGGGAUCGAGGUCAACCCGGAGAAGGUGAGAGCGGUGGUCGAGAUGCAGCCCCCCACGAAGGUAAAGGAGGUUCAGAUCUUAACUGGUCGAAUAGCAGGCCUGAGUCGCUUUAUUUCCAAGGUAGCUGAGAAGAGCGGGCCCUUAUUUAAGACACUUAGGAAAAGCUCGAGAUUCCAGUGGACGGAAGAAGCCCAGAAGGCAUUCGAGGAGUUGAAGAGGGUGUUGGUCGACUUACCGCUAUUGGCAAAACCGGCACAAGGGGAGGACUUGAUAUUAUAUGUAUCCAUUGGUGAAACAGCGGUGAGCUCUGUGUUGUUGCGGGAGGAAGGGACAGCCCAAUUUCCGAUCUAUUAUGUGAGUAAGGUGAUGCAAGGGGCGGAAAGGAGGUACUCAGAGAUUGAAAAAGGGGCCUUGGCGGUGGUGGUCACUGUAAGAAAGCUGAGACCAUAUUUCCUGGGACAUAGGGUAAAG
This is a messenger RNA of Striga hermonthica, 1432 nucleotides long. The record is from the annotation of a GenBank genome assembly. NCBI's taxonomy places the organism in Eukaryota, Viridiplantae, Streptophyta, Magnoliopsida, Lamiales, Orobanchaceae.